This is a messenger RNA of Anisakis simplex (herring worm), 270 nucleotides long. Lineage: Eukaryota; Metazoa; Nematoda; Chromadorea; Rhabditida; Anisakidae. The record is from the annotation of a GenBank genome assembly.
AUGCUUUUAUUCCUACUAUUGGUCUCACUCUUCUCAGUCGCAUCACUUACGCCAGUCUACGACGAACCACCAACCGAAAUGACGAGUAAUAAUGACGGUGAUGAAGAUGCAUCCGUUUGGUGGUCACCAUCCUUCUCGAUCUUUCAAAAACGUGACAUUGAACACGAACUCUACAAUGGACCGUACGAUGCAUCCAGUCUUUUCCUGUCCCUACCAAGAACCGAUCGAAAGCCGACAUUCAGCGACCUGUUGAGGCUUCCCAUUGAAUAA